AUGGCUAAAUUGACGCCUACACCGCCCUCUACAACCUCUUCAAGCGCCGGGGCUCAGUCGCCGGAGUUUAGAGUCAUUCGGAAACGAAACCGGGUGCCAUUAUCGUGCGCGCCUUGUCGCCACAGGAAGCUGAAAUGCGACCGCACUCACCCAUGCGAAAACUGUGUCAAACGAGGCGACGCUCCCUCUUGUUCCUACGCCCAGGCCACCGGGCGCAAGAAGAACUCGCCUCAGCAGACUACACCCACUUCGCCAGAUGAUAUGCAGAACCGGAUUGAUCGCUUGGAGGGCUUGGUUCUGUCGUUGAUGACGAAUGGCAAUCAGUCUGCGGGCCGCGCCGCGGCCCUGGCUGCUAUCUCCACAGAUAGUAGCGCGGGAGGAUCAGCGGGGCUUUCCAAUGAAAUUGACAUCGAUGAGGAUGGCGAGGGUGGCCCGGAGGAGAGCGAUACGGAGCAGGUGACCAAGUCCUUUGGCGUGAUGAAGAUGGACAACAACAAGAGCUAUUACAUCAGUGAAGCUCACUGGGCCUCUGUACUGAACGAUAUUUCGGAAGUACGGAAUUUCUUCUCCACACAUAAGAAGCAAUUCGAGGAACAGGCAGAGAAAGUCAAGGCAGCGCGUCCUCAGACCGAUGUACCAGGGUCAACGCUUCUAUUUGGUGUAAUGAAGCCAUUGAGUCGGGCGGAAAUCAUGGCCACCUUGCCAUCCAAAUAUACGACAGACCUGCUUAUUGCCCGCUACUUCAACAGCUACGACCCUGCAACUCACAUCCUCCAUGGCCCUACAUUCCAGGCACAGUACAACAAACACUGGGAUGAUCCCAAUCAAACCGAACUUGUGUGGAUUGCCAUGCUCUUCGCCAUGAUGCGACUAGCGAUGCUAUCAUAUCACCGCGAAGGCGACGAGCCGCCGGAGUUCCGGGGCAAGGCCUUGGAUAUGGCUGGUUCGUUCCGAAACUCAGUCGCGCAGUGUUUGACUCUUGCCGACUAUACGAAAUCCCAUCCCUUCCUGAUUGAAGCCCUCGUGUUCCAUUUACAUGGUGACUUCUCUCAGACUCGGGAAGCCGAUAUUUCGGUAUGGGUCCUGUCAGGCGUGAUAGCCCGUUUGGCCAUGCGCCAGGGGUAUCAUCGUGACUCGAAGGUGUUCCCCAACGUCUCAGCGUUCCAGGGCGAGAUGCGACGCCGGGUAUGGUCGUUUGUGCGGACGGCAGACCUCCUUUUCUCCUUCCAGGUUGGAAUGCCGAGCAUGCUUCGUGUUGCUGACAGUGAUACGGAGCUGCCGCGGAAUUUGUAUGACGACGAUUUUGAUGAAAAUUGCAAAGAGCUUCCCCCGCCUCGCCAGCUGGGCGAGCCAACGCCCAUCUCUUAUCUGAUCUGCAAGUCUCGUCUAACGUACGCCUUUGGCCGUGUCAAUGAACAUGCUUCGUCUGUUUCCGGCACCCCUUAUGAUAAGGUCAUGGAGAUUGAUGCGGAUCUUCGCCGCGCUCGAGAUUUGAUUCCAGAUCAUUUGAAAAUUCGACCGAUGGAGGAGUGCCAGCUCGAUCCCGUGAACCUCAUCUUGUCGCGUUUCUCGGUUAUGACUAUCUACCUUAAGGCUCAAUGUGUGCUUCACCGACCGUAUCUGGUUCGCGCUCGGGAGAACCCUCGCUUUACAUACUCCCGCCGGACGUGUAUCGACUCGGCACUUGAGCUGCUCGAGUUCCAGGCGAUCCUUCAUAACGAAACGCGACAUGGGUGCUGGCGGGGUCGCCAAGUAAUCUCCUCUCUUAGCUCUGCAGAUUUCCUGCUGGCUGGCACAAUUGUGUGCCUUGAUUUGUAUCAGGGUUACCAAUUGCAGGCAUCCGGACGACCAUCUGGAGAUACAUACACGUGGGGUCGGGAGCGGUGCGAAGAGAUGACGACUACGAUUCAGCGUACGAAAAUGAUUUGGGAUGAGAUGCGUGACGAGAGCAUGGAGGCAUACAAGGCCAGCAGCGUCCUGGGUGUGAUGUUGGCUAAGCUGCACAGCACCAUCCCGGGCCUUGAGAACGGCGCCGGGAACACCAUGUUUGAGCCACAGGACGAGAAGCAGAAUGCUGCGAUGACGCUUGGGCUGCUGAGCAGCGGUAUGAGCCCGAUGAACCCGGGUCCACCACCCUUCUCAGAUCCGAUGCUCAAAAUGUCGGACUCGCCGGCGCCGCCUGGCUUCGGGGCCCCGGCCGAAAUGCCGGGUGCUCUUUCGCCUUUCAGUAGCAUGUUCGGUCAGAUGCCGGACAUGCAAGUGAACUUGGAUUGGGAUGCAUGGGACACAUACAUCCAAAACCCAACCUUCGACACAUCGAACCAGUUCUGGCCCAUGAUGGACCCUCAGCGACAGCCCACUCCCCAAGGAGCUGGCUUAACACAGCCGCCAAUUUCAAGUCCCCUCGGUACAGCGCGAGUACCACCGAUGUCGAAUGGCGCCGCGCCACGACCACCAAAUAUGUUUACCCCUCCCUCGACGAGCCCUGAAAGCGGCUCCUCAUCAGUACCUGGCUUCACACCCAUGUCGCAGUCUGGUAGCACAGGCACCGGACGGACUUCGGGCAGCCGAGGCCUGUAA
Penicillium cinerascens is the source of this 2580-nucleotide messenger RNA. RefSeq lists its product as uncharacterized. Gene Ontology annotation, biological process: DNA-templated transcription; regulation of transcription by RNA polymerase II. Bases 1 to 2580 code for a protein of 859 amino acids. Gene Ontology annotation, molecular function: RNA polymerase II cis-regulatory region sequence-specific DNA binding; zinc ion binding; DNA-binding transcription activator activity, RNA polymerase II-specific. NCBI's taxonomy places the organism in Eukaryota, Fungi, Ascomycota, Eurotiomycetes, Eurotiales, Aspergillaceae. The transcript is spliced from 5 exons. The record is from RefSeq and is a predicted model, not a curated record. Gene Ontology annotation, cellular component: nucleus.